Molecule: messenger RNA, 875 nt
Organism: Drosophila santomea
Lineage: Eukaryota; Metazoa; Arthropoda; Insecta; Diptera; Drosophilidae
Source: RefSeq, a predicted model, not a curated record
CAAACAAAAAGAUUCUCCUAAUUCGCUAUAAUAUUUCAACAAACAAGUUCCCCAUGGAAAAAACUGUCAGCAUAUGCACCAUAGGGCUUAUGGUAUACCCCAAAGAUGAAGCCACGAAGUCCCAAAACGAAAAACAGCAAAGGACCGCGAGAGACAAGGCAUAAAAAUAAAUGAAUAACAUAAAAAUAAAUCAUACGCCCCAUCGGCCACCCAGUAAAAAGUAAGCCAAUACCGUAACCAUUACCCUCGCUUCAAAAUCACACCCCCACCCUAAACCCACAACCCAAAACCGAAACCCAAGCCCAAAACCCAAUGGAUGUCCUCCGCCCAUUUUCAUGGCGCUAAUAAAUGCUUAUCGAAGACGCAUAAAGCGAGUAAAUUCGCAGCCAUUAAACGGGCAUAAAACUAACCGAAGCCGGGACCAAAGCAAAAUUGUGGGGCCGACAAAUCAAAGUACAAGCCUCAGGACCAACCUCAUACUCCUAUUUUCUUGCCAUGAAAUAAAACCAGGCAACAAUGAAACCCAAAGCGUCUCCCAAGCGAUUUCGAUGCGGGCAUUCAUCGGUCGAGCCAAGGAAUUGGCCACCCACAAGUAGCAACACCCAAAGCCCAAUCCCCCAGUGAACCUUCCACCCUCGGCACCUCCAGCACCACCCCAUUUAAAGGGCCUUCCUGCGAGGCAACACUCGCUAUAUAACCAUCUUACCCAACGUUGACAGCAUACAAAGUAACUUAAAUCGAAACAAUAAAGCGGCAACUUUGUUCCCAGAAAAAAUGCAAAAGAAAGCAAAAUGAACAGUGAAAAAACGUAGAAGAAAGCUCGAAAGGAAACCAGUAGAUGUGUGGAAAUGAGAAACGAGCGAAGUAGGUUAUAC